AUGUCAUCCAUUCCACAAACCGAGCAACCCCUCAAUACAGCCCCCCCCUCCCCCACCGAAGAACACAAUCGUUCUCGUGUGAAAGACUACAUCACCAACACCUUAUCCAACCUCCUCACCGAACUCUGCUCCCCCGACGGCCACCCAUCUAUCACGAUCAAGCCCCGGUCUACGAAAGUCUCCACACAGUUCAUAAACCCGCAGACCGGGGCCCUGGAGACCCGUGCCUCUCAGGUAUGCACCACAUACACCUGGCCGGGGAAAGACUGCUACGAGGCUUGGAGGUUUACUGUCGCAAUGCGAGUUCUAAGCGGGAUCGCUGACGCGGUGGAAAAGGGAGUGGUGGUCUCGAAGCGAGAUAUAUAUUACAACGACCCGGCGAUAUUUGGAUCCCAGCGCAUCGUCGACAGACUGGUCGAUGACUUCGCGCAUACGGUUGGUGUGGAUAGAAUCGCACUGAACGUGGGCGCAGCAGCCAAGGGACUCGUCGUGGGAUCUGACUUUCAGGCCGCCGUGCAGGACACCCUUGUCCCGAGACCGCAGGAUAUCCAGAGUCUGGAGGUUUCCGAUAUCGAGUGGGUGCUCAUUCUGGAGAAAGAGGCAGUGUACCGGCGCCUCGCGGGGAUGAACUACCAUGUCCGAUCUACGGCGGGUCUGGGUAUUCUGGUCACCGGCAAAGGCUACCCUGACCUCAACACACGAGCCUUCGUUCGCCGGCUUUACGACGAAAGCAGGCACCGGCAAGCGAGCAAACGAAUACGAUUCUAUGCACUCGUGGACGGCGAUCCCGAUGGGAUGGCAAUCAUGUCGACGUACAAGUACGGGUCCCUGGCAUAUGCGCACGAGAACAGCGCCCUGAACUGCCCGGAGAUUCAAUGGCUUGGUCUCCGGACCUCGGACAUCGUGGCAGGUGUGGACCCCUCGGGGAACGAUGCCCUCCUCAGCUUAACCGAGAGAGACAGGAAGACGAUCCUGGCUAUGCUGUCCAAUAAUCCCGUGUGGGCGGUGGAUGGUCCUGAGCAAGAUGCACGCGCUGAGUUGCUGCAGAUGCUGAUGCUGAACGUCAAGGCGGAGAUGCAGAUCCUCUAUGAAGGCGACGGGGGGCUCGUCCGAUGGCUAGACCGCAGGAUGACGCACUUCCCGUGA
This is a messenger RNA of Aspergillus uvarum CBS 121591, 1146 nucleotides long. RefSeq names its product putative meiosis-specific topoisomerase Spo11. Gene Ontology annotation, biological process: meiotic DNA double-strand break formation; reciprocal meiotic recombination; meiotic DNA double-strand break processing. The record is from RefSeq and is a predicted model, not a curated record. Bases 1 to 1146 code for a protein of 381 amino acids. Gene Ontology annotation, molecular function: DNA topoisomerase type II (double strand cut, ATP-hydrolyzing) activity; ATP binding; DNA binding. The transcript has 7 exons. Lineage: Eukaryota; Fungi; Ascomycota; Eurotiomycetes; Eurotiales; Aspergillaceae. Gene Ontology annotation, cellular component: nuclear chromosome.